CCCCUAUCUUCUCCGCUGAUAGCGAGCUUCAGCAUUCCAACUGAAGCACCAGCCAGGCUCUCCCAUGGCGUGCGCUUCGCUUUUACCGUCCGCCGCGUCGUCGUUUCACGGUCAAGUCCUAGCCCCUGCAGCUCCGCCUUCCGUGCGACUGCCCUGGGGGAGCCAGAGGAGCAGGGGUGCCGCGGUCUCCGUCAGGGCCUCCGACGGGAUAGUGCUGGUGGAGAAGUCGGAAGCGGAGAAGGUGCACAGGCUCAAGGCCACUUACCUCGAGAAGAUUAUCCCCCUGCUGAAAGAAGAGUUCUCCUACACUAACAUUCACCAGGUUCCGAAGAUUGAAAAGAUUGUUGUCAACUGCGGUAUGGGAGAUGCCGCCCAGAAUGCAAAGGGUUUGGAAGCGGCCAUGAAUGAUAUGGCGCUCAUUACAGGGCAGAGACCCGUGAAGACUCGAGCGAGGGCAUCCUUGGCUACUUUCAAGAUCAGAGAAGGCCAGCCACUAGGAAUCGCAGUCACACUCAGAGGAAAUAUUAUGUACUCGUUCCUAGACCGGCUGAUCAAUUUGGGAUUCCCCAGGACAAGGGACUUCCAGGGUGUGAAUCCUAACAGCUUUGACGGUCAUGGAAACUACAGCGUUGGUAUUCGCGAUCAGAGCGUCUUCCCUGAGAUCAGAUUCGAUGCUCUUGGGAAGCCUAAAGGUAUGGAUGUGUGCAUCACAACAACAGCCAAGACCGAUCAGGAAGGCCAGAGGCUGCUGGCCCUCAUGGGCAUGCCUUUCAGAGAAGGUGGUGGCCCCGCAGUCGUACAGCGCAAGAAGAAGCUGAAGGCCCACCAUUUCGAUUCCAAAUCGAAGGGCAGGUCGCGAAGAUGAGGAUUGCUUUUGUUUUGCUCGUAAUUCAACGUAAGAGGUUCGUGUAGCUUUGUCUUGUUGUAUUUAUAUCGAGGUUGUGUCAUCAAUAUUUGUCAUUGCUGAAUGAUGAACGAUGAUCUUUUUCUCGUAACAGAUUGAUCUUUCAGCUAGAGUUGUUUGAUUCCAUAUCAGAAUUUUACAUUGACUCCACAUUCUUUUUUCAAUUGAAGUGUCUGUGUAUUCAUCC
Punica granatum (pomegranate) is the source of this 1091-nucleotide messenger RNA. The record is from RefSeq and is a predicted model, not a curated record. NCBI's taxonomy places the organism in Eukaryota, Viridiplantae, Streptophyta, Magnoliopsida, Myrtales, Lythraceae.